CCGCGGCAUCGAGCUCAUCGCGUCCGAGAACUUCACCUCCGCGCCCGUGAUGGAGGCUCUGGGCUCGUGCCUCACCAACAAGUACUCCGAGGGUCUCCCCGGCGCGCGCUACUACGGCGGCAACGAGAACAUCGACAAGGUCGAGAUCCUCUGCCAGGACCGCGCGCUCGCCGCUUACCGCCUCGACAAGUCCAAGUGGGGCGUCAACGUGCAACCUUACUCCGGUUCCCCCGCCAACAUGGCCGUGUACACCGCGCUCCUCAACCCCCACGACAGGAUCAUGGGCCUCGACCUUCCCUCGGGCGGCCACCUCACCCACGGGUAUUACACCGCGAAUGGCAAGAAGAUCUCCGCCACCUCCAUCUUCUUUGAGUCCCUCCCCUACAAGCUCGACCCGGCCACCGGCUACAUCGACUUCGCCAAGCUCGAGGAGAAGGCCAUGGACUUCAGGCCCAAGAUGAUCAUCUGCGGCGGCUCCGCGUACCCCCGCGACUGGGAGUACGCCAAGUUUCGCGAGAUUGCGGACAAGUGCGGCGCCAUGCUCAUGAUGGACAUGGCCCACAUCUCCGGCCUCGUCGCCGCCGAGGAGCAGGCGCAGCCCUUCGAGUACUGCGACAUCGUCACCACCACCACGCACAAGUCCCUCCGCGGCCCGCGCGCGGGCAUGAUCUUCUUCCGCCGCGGUCCCAGGCCCUCCAAGAAGGGCGAACCCGAGGGCAUGACGUACGACUACGAGUCCCGCAUCAACAUGGCUGUCUUCCCCGCGCUCCAGGGCGGGCCCCACAACCACCAGAUCGGCGCGCUCGCGGUGGCGCUCAAGCACGCCUCGGGCCCCGAGUUCAAGAGGUACCAGCAGCAGGUGAAGGCGAACGCCCGUGCGCUCGCGUCGGCUCUCAUGUCCAAGGGGUACAAGCUCGUGACGGAUGGCACCGAUAACCACCUCGUGCUCUGGGACCUUCGCCCCUGUGGCCUGACCGGAUCCAAGAUGGAGACCAUCUGCGACAUGCUCCACAUCACCCUCAACAAGAACGCGGUGUUUGGUGACGCCUCGGCGCUCACCCCCGGCGGCUGCCGCAUCGGCGCGCCGGCCAUGACCUCCCGCGGCCUCAAGGAGAACGAUUUCGAGAAGAUUGCCGACUUUCUCCACAAGGCGGUUGAGCUCGCGCUGGAGGUGCAGGCGAGCCACGGCAAGAUGCUCAAGGACUGGAAGCUGGGCCUCGAGGGCAACCCCGCGGUUGAUACCCUCCGCGCGGAGGUGGAGGCGUUCGCCGAAUCCUUCCCGAUGCCGGGAUUCACCCGCGAGUCCGUCGACAUCUAAAGCGCCGGAACCGCGCUGAAUUCUUUUCUACGAAGGUACUUUUAUUACGCACUUAGCACAGUUGGGGGGCGCUCGCCCGGGCGCCCCCGAGGGUCACGCAGCGCUUGCAUAAAAGAACUUGUAACACCAGAAGCUGGGACGUGACUCUAGCUUUUUAAUCGAUUUCUAUGAACGCCAUCA
Molecule: messenger RNA, 1498 nt
Organism: Micromonas commoda
Lineage: Eukaryota; Viridiplantae; Chlorophyta; Mamiellophyceae; Mamiellales; Mamiellaceae
Gene: SHMT
Product: serine hydroxymethyltransferase
Exons: 1
Coding region: 50-1318 (422 amino acids)
Biological process (GO): folic acid metabolic process; L-serine catabolic process; tetrahydrofolate interconversion
Cellular component (GO): cytoplasm
Molecular function (GO): cobalt ion binding; zinc ion binding; pyridoxal phosphate binding
Source: RefSeq, a predicted model, not a curated record